AUGGCAUCAAGUCUCCGUCUGCUCCUGCCGCAUGCAGCGGUAUACCCAUGGCUUGAUAUGAUCGUCUCGUCCAGCAUCAGCGAUGGCUAUGCGCCGAGUUGGUCUGGGCUGCUCUGCUUGGGCUCAGUCGCUAUAGCCGGGACGGACAUCGUGUUUGUUGGUCGAUCAGGUACACCGUUGCCGCUGCAGUGA
This is a messenger RNA of Mixia osmundae IAM 14324, 192 nucleotides long. RefSeq lists its product as uncharacterized. Bases 1 to 192 code for a protein of 63 amino acids. NCBI's taxonomy places the organism in Eukaryota, Fungi, Basidiomycota, Mixiomycetes, Mixiales, Mixiaceae. The transcript has a single exon. The record is from RefSeq and is a predicted model, not a curated record.